Molecule: messenger RNA, 3361 nt
Organism: Labrus mixtus (cuckoo wrasse)
Lineage: Eukaryota; Metazoa; Chordata; Actinopteri; Labriformes; Labridae
Gene: manba
Product: mannosidase, beta A, lysosomal
Exons: 17
Coding region: 15-2813 (932 amino acids)
Biological process (GO): glycoprotein catabolic process; carbohydrate metabolic process
Molecular function (GO): beta-mannosidase activity
Source: RefSeq, a predicted model, not a curated record
CACGUCACAGUCACAUGACGAACAAGGAAGUUCCUGGAUCCAGAUUGUUAAACGCAACAACCCCGCGGAUAUUUUUUUUUAUAUUACUCUUUUUAAAGAGUAUUCCCGUUAGUAACCAUGACAACAACAAACCGGAAGCUAUGAGUCUGCGUGGAGACGUUUGUGUUUUUCUGUCUUGUGUUUUGUUGAGCUUGUUUUCGGAUGUUUUGUCGUUAACGGAGCAGAAACAAACCGUGAGUCUGAACGGUAAAUGGAGUCUUUCAAACUUUAAUGGUUCACUGUGGCUGCCUGCUCAGGUACCCGGAUGUGUCCACACAGCGCUACAACAACACGGAUUCAUCCAGGACCCGUAUUUCAGAUUCAACGAUCUGUCAUAUCGGUGGAUCGCCCUCGACAACUGGACAUACACGACGACAUUUACCGUCUCCACUCAGCUGAGGUCCAGACAGAAGGUGCUGCUCGUCUUUGACGGUGUCGACACUGUAGCGUCGAUUCUUCUCAAUGGAGUUGGUGUGGGGGAAACGGACAACAUGUUUCGCAGAUAUGAUUUCUCAGUGGGAGACCUGCUGAACGACGGGGAUAACGUGCUGAAGGUCGACCUGCUGUCUCCGGUUGUUUACGCGUCUGAGCGGAGGAACGCUCACUCUGCGUACAGAGUUCCUCCGGAGUGUCCUCCAGACGUCCAGAAGGGGGAGUGUCACGUCAAUUUCAUCCGAAAAGAGCAGAGCUCGUUCAGUUGGGACUGGGGGCCUUCGUUCCCCACGAUGGGACUCUGGAGGGACGUCAGACUGGAGGCCUUCGAUGUCCUGCAGCUCCUCCAGGUUUCAUCUGUCCCUCUAUACGACUCUGGCCUCUCCGCGUGGAGGGUCCAGGUGGAGCUUCACGUCGAUUCAGUUCAGACGACAAACAGACGCAUCACGCUCUCCAUCCCUGAGCUGGACUCAGAGGAGACCUUCGACGCACAGUUUGGACCGGGAAAGACCAAGAACGGCUUCACCUUACACAUCAACACGAGCGCCGAUGUGAAGCUGUGGUGGCCGAACGAACACGGUGACCAGCCUUUUUACCGUCUCAGCGUCAGAGGCUCCCAGGACGGGAUUUUGGUCCUGAGUACAGAAUCUAAGGUUUAUUUCCGAACAGUAGAGCUCGUCCAGGAGCCGAUCGUCGGGUCUCCGGGCUUGAGUUUUUAUUUCCGGAUCAAUGGGAAACCGAUUUUCCUCAAAGGCUCCAACUGGAUCCCGGCCCACUCCUUCCAGGACCGCGUCACCCCCGCUGUAUUAAGGAACUUGUUGCAGUCAGCGGCCGAUGCUAACAUGAACGCUCUCAGAGUGUGGGGAGGAGGAGUGUAUGAACAGGAUCUCUUCUACAGCCUCUGUGAUGAGCUGGGCAUCAUGGUUUGGCAGGACUUCAUGUUUGCCUGCGCCAUGUAUCCCACCGAGGACGACUUCAUCCAGACUGUGAGAGAGGAGGUCAUCCAGCAGGUCCGGCGUCUGAAGUCUCACCCGUCCAUCGUGAUCUGGAGCGGGAACAAUGAAAACGAAGCGGCUCUGGCGACGGACUGGUUCAACAUCCCCGUUACCCAGAGGCCCGUGUACCUGAAGGACUAUGUGACGCUGUACGUGAACAACAUCAGGGCGAUAGUUCAACAGGAGGAUCAGAGUCGUCCGUUCCUCGUCUCCAGUCCGACAAAUGGCGCCGAAUCCGAGCAGGAGGGAUGGGUGGCAGGAAACCCGUACGACCCUCACUACGGGGACACACACUUCUACAGCUACACGCUGGACUGCUGGGACUGGAGGACGUUCCCUCGGACGCGAUUCGCCUCCGAGUACGGCUUCCAGUCCUGGCCUUCCUUCUCCACCCUGCAGACCGUGUCUGUAAAAGAAGACUGGAGCUACAGCAGUAACUUCUCCUCCCAUCGUCAGCACCACGAGGACGGGAACCGGCAGAUGUUGCUGCAGGCCGCUUUACACUUCAACCUGCCGAACUCCACAGAUCCUCUGAGAAGAUUCUCAGAUACUCUGUACAUCACUCAGGUCAUGCAGGCCGAGUGUGUGAAGACUCAGACCGAGUUUUAUCGGAGAAGUCGGAGCGAGAUCGUCGAGGGCAAAGGUCACACGAUGGGCGCCCUCUACUGGCAGCUCAAUGAUAUCUGGCAGGCGCCUUCCUGGUCGUCUAUCGAGUUUGGAGGGAAGUGGAAAAUGCUGCAUUACUUCGCUCAGGAUUUCUUCGCCGCCGUCCUCCCUGUCGGGUUUGAGGACGCCGACACGCUGCUCAUCUACGCCGUCUCGGACCUGAGCAACGACCUGCAGCUCCGGGCGGUGGUGACCGUGUACUCGUGGGCCAAUCCGGAUCCCGUAUGCGCCCUGAAGUCCGACCCGCUCCCGGUUCCCGGAGGCAGCGCUGUGGUUAUUCUCAAGCAGCCUGUCGCCGCCCUGCUGGCAGGAUGUGGACACUGCACCCGCCUCACCUGCCUGCUCAUCUUUCACCUGGAGGACGGCGGCGGCAAGCAGCACGGCCCCACAAACCACCACUUCCUGUGCUCGCCCAAAGACGCCGAGGGACUCCGGCGACCAAACAUCACGGUGAAGGUCGAGGAGGACGCGACGGGAGGAAGUUACUCGGUGACUCUUCACUCGGUCUCUGUGGCUCCUUUCGUCUGGCUCGACGUGGGAAACGUCCCCGGGCGCUUCACCUCCAACGGCUUCCUGAUGGUCACCGGGAACACGACGGUCAGCUUCAACGCGUGGCGUCCCACCAGCGUCGCCGAACUCUCCCGAUCCCUCAGCGUCACGUCUUUAAGGGACGUUUACUGACCCCGAGAUACUGCAGGACUUUUCAGCUUGUUGAGGGAGAUCAGAUGAGGCAGCUGUUUGUGCCCUUUCAAAAUAAAAGCUUCUUCAAUCUUAUGAUUUAAUUAAGCAGAAGCUUUCCGUCUUCGUCUUUCUGGAUCCUUUAAGUCCAGUUUGCUUUCUGCUGUAUGUGCUGUGGCCGUGCUGAACGAGAGACGCAAUAUUACACCGCUGAAGUGGAUAUUUUACAAAUUUGUUUUUGUUGCCAAACAGCUGAGAAAAGUUUCCUGAUAAUGCUCGGAGCAGAAAAGCCUCAGACAACAGUCCGACCAUUGUAGUGAAUUUAAACUCUCCACAGAGUGAAACCCUGUUCUCAAUCAGGAGAGGAAAAACUCUUUAAUGAAGCUUUCAUGAACGUUUAAAACAAUCUAAUAAAACAUUCUUGGCAGGCUCUUAAUUCUCUUUCCUGUUUUAUUCCUGACGAGAGACGGAGGAGAACGUUGUUACACUCCCACUUCCUGUUUUUUUAAAAUGAACUCUUGAGCCAAAGUGCUAAUAAAUCUCUGUGCACA